Diversispora eburnea is the source of this 654-nucleotide messenger RNA. Lineage: Eukaryota; Fungi; Glomeromycota; Glomeromycetes; Diversisporales; Diversisporaceae. The record is from the annotation of a GenBank genome assembly.
AUGACUGAUACUGGUAUUUCUGGUGUCGUUUAUGAUCGCAGGGAACGUAUUAUUAAGCUUUCAAGAAUUACACAUAAACCAUUAAAAUCAAUACUUAAUGAAGCAACAACCAAGAGAACAGAAAUAAUUAAUAUGUUUAAACAGGUAUCUCUUGAUUUGGAAGGUUCCGAUUUUUAUAGAUAUCAUAAAAGUAUCUCUCCUGCAAUUCAAGAAUAUAUUGAGGCUAUUUCAUUUAUAGAAUAUUUACAAAAUGAUACAUUAAUUUCUAAAGAAAAGGUUGAUAUUGAUUUUAAAGAUGAAGAAGGUUCUCAAUUCUUAUUGGUCACAAAUGAUGAUUACUUAUUAGGUAUAGCGGAUUUAACUGGGGAAUUAAUGAGACAUGCAAUUAAUUGUAUUGGUGUUGGUGAUCACGAUCGUGCAAUUAAAAUUUGUAAAUUUUUACGCGAUAUAAAGUCAGGUUACGAUAUUCUAAAAAUUCCCAAGAGAGAUCCAUUAAAUAAAAAAAUGGAAAUAAUGCAUCAAAGUUUGAUUAAAGUUGAAGAUGCUUGUUAUGCAUUAAUUAUUCGUGGAUCUGAAUAUCCAAAAGAAUUUUAUCAACAUAUCGUAAGCGAACACGCGAAAAAUUUUGAUGUCGAAAUGGACACCGAUGAGUAA